This is a messenger RNA of Spinacia oleracea (spinach), 1784 nucleotides long. RefSeq names its product pyruvate dehydrogenase E1 component subunit beta-1, mitochondrial. Bases 242 to 1357 code for a protein of 371 amino acids. Gene Ontology annotation, biological process: pyruvate decarboxylation to acetyl-CoA. The transcript is spliced from 16 exons. Gene Ontology annotation, cellular component: pyruvate dehydrogenase complex. Lineage: Eukaryota; Viridiplantae; Streptophyta; Magnoliopsida; Caryophyllales; Amaranthaceae. The record is from RefSeq and is a predicted model, not a curated record. Gene Ontology annotation, molecular function: pyruvate dehydrogenase (acetyl-transferring) activity.
CGCAACAAAUAGCGGGAAGUCGGUAACUAAACACCUGGUAAGCUCAGAACCAUCACAAUAAUCAAUUGAUUUCCAACAACAAAAGCAGAAAUCAAAAGAAAGACUAUAAUCAAAAUAAUCAAAUAAUCACAAUCAAUUCAUUUCUUGAUUUAAUUAAUCACCAUUAGAAUCAGCUGGAAGAAGCACGAUCUUUCUCAAACUCACAAUCCUCUACUACCAGUUACACAACCUCAAGGUAAAUAUGAUGGGAAUUGUGAGGCAGAAGUUGGUUUCUGGAAGCUUCUCUCAGCCGUUGCAGAGGAUUAAACCUGCUGUAUUGGCUGUCAGAAGCUACUCAACUUCUGGCACUCAGAUGACGGUUAGGGACGCCCUUAACUCUGCUCUUGACGAGGAGAUGGCAUCUGAUCCUAAUGUAUUUUUGAUGGGGGAAGAGGUUGGGGAAUACCAAGGUGCCUAUAAGAUCACGAAAAAACUACUGGACAAGUAUGGUCCCCUCAGAGUUAUUGAUACACCAAUCACAGAGGCUGGUUUCACUGGUAUUGGUGUUGGCGCUGCUUACCAUGGGCUCAGGCCCGUCGUGGAGUUCAUGACUUUUAACUUUGCCAUGCAGGCAAUUGACCACAUAAUAAACUCUGCUGCAAAAACAUGCUACAUGUCUGCGGGGCAGAUCACUGUUCCCAUUGUUUUUAGGGGGCCUAAUGGUGCUGCUGCAGGAGUUGGUGCCCAACACUCUCAGUGUUAUGCACCAUGGUAUGGCUCCUGUCCUGGAUUGAAGGUGCUGUCUCCAUACACAGCCGAGGAUGCUCGUGGAUUGUUGAAGGCAGCCAUUAGGGAUCCCGAUCCAGUUGUUUUUCUGGAGAAUGAAUUACUAUAUGGAGAAUCAUUUCCGGUUUCUGAUGAAGUUCUAGAUCCCAACUUUUGUCUACCUAUUGGGAAGGCCAAGAUUGAAAGAGAAGGGAAGGAUGUGACAAUAACUGCAUUCUCAAAGAUGGUGGGAUUUGCUCUCAAGGCUGCAGAGAUACUAAGAGAGGAAGGAAUUAGCGCAGAGGUCAUUAAUUUACGAUCAAUUCGGCCUCUGGAUAGAGCUACAAUCAAUGAUUCUGUCAGAAAAACAAACAGAUUGAUAACUGUUGAAGAAGGGUUCCCACAGCAUGGUGUUGGAGCUGAAAUCUGUGCAUCUGUUGUUGAGGAUAGCUUUGAAUAUCUUGAUGCACCCAUUGAAAGGAUUGCUGGGGCUGAUGUUCCAAUGCCUUAUGCACCUAACCUUGAGAAGUUAUCUCUACCCCAGAUUGAAGAUAUAGUACGUGCUGCAAAGCGGGUAUGUUACAGAGAAGUACCAAUGGCAGCUGUAGCAUAAGCCUAUUAUACCGUUUAUAUAACUUUUGAGGGUAUUGUAAAGCAAUAAACUCUCUCAUGUAUGAUGUAUGCAAUGGGACGAGAAUACAAUAAGACGAAUAGCCUUAAUUUCUAUAGUUAGGGUUAUGCCAAAGUAUGAGCCAUAUAUAAGAUGCUUCUUAGAGCCACAUCUUAUGUAGUUUAGAUUGCAGAGGUUUUGUUAUCUAUAUUCUGCAGUAUUGCUGGCACAAGUAUGGUUCAGUUGUUAGAAUUUCGCUCUUUAUGAGGGAAUUCUGUUGGUGUAAUGGACUUUCUCAUCGGUCUUACAAUUUAGAAUUAUGUCCUGAUCUUUGUUGAUCAUUUGUGAGAUUCUCUUUGAAUUGUGUUGAGCUUCGCGUUGUCCACUGAUAUGAUUUGAUCAUUUUCAUGUGAAGCCCUUGUUUAUUUGA